Messenger RNA from Artibeus jamaicensis (Jamaican fruit-eating bat), 4583 nucleotides. It is a transcript of the gene PCNX4, whose product is annotated as pecanex 4. The transcript has 11 exons. NCBI's taxonomy places the organism in Eukaryota, Metazoa, Chordata, Mammalia, Chiroptera, Phyllostomidae. Bases 170 to 3718 code for a protein of 1182 amino acids. The record is from RefSeq and is a predicted model, not a curated record. Gene Ontology annotation, cellular component: membrane.
CUACAGAUUGUCUCGCCCACAGGCAGUCUCCCGACGGGCUCGCCCUUCCUGUUCACCAGCAAAAUUGAAGCCCCCGGGAUGCCUUUGUGUCGCGUCUUCUCUCGGGUGACACGAGAGACUACUGUUACAGAAAAGGAUGUGAUCUCCAGGAUACUACUGAGCAAGAAGGAUGAGUCCUGAUGUGCCUCUACUGAAUGAUUACAAAAAGGACUUCUUUCUGAAGCGCUUUCCACAGACUGUUCUUGGAGGCCCUCGACUCAGAUUAGGCUAUCGUGCCCCUCCUUAUGUAUAUAUCAAUCAGAUUCUCCUUUUUCUGAUGCCAUGGGUUUUGGGUGGGAUAGGAACAUUUUUGUACCAGUUAGACAUCCUAGAAGACUAUUACACAGCGGCACUCUCAGGUGGACUAAUGAUUUUCACUGCGUUUGUCAUCCAGCUGACAAGUUUAUAUGCCAGAAACAAGUCGGCGACAGUAAAAAGGAUGCUAAGCACAGAUAUCUUAGCUGAGGAGGAUGAACAUGAAUUUACAAGUUGUGCUGGUGCUGAGACUAUCAAAUUUCUAAUUCCUGGCAAGAAAUAUAUAGCCAACAUGGUUCUUCAUUCUGUUCUUGCUGGGUUGAUGUGUGGUCUUGGAACGUGGUAUCUGCUCCCGAAUAGAAUGACCUUGCUGUAUGGCAGCACAGGAGGUGCUAUGCUACUGUUUUUCUUUGGGUGGAUGACCUUAUGUACAGGAGAAUAUUCAUUAAUUGUAAACACAGCUAUAGAGACUGCGACUUUCCAAACCCAGGAUACUUAUGAAAUUGUUCCUCUUAUGAGACCACUUUAUAUUUUUUUCUUUCUUUCUAUAGAUCUUGCAUACAGGUUUAUGGUAAAUAUACCAACUCUAGAACAAAUGAAUCAGAUUUUACACAUCUUGUUUAUAUUUUUACCCUUUCUGUGGGCACUCGGGGUUCUGCCCCCACCUGAUGCACUUUUCUUAUGGGCAAUGGAGCAAAUUUUGGAGUUUGGCCUCGGAGGCUCACCUAUGUCAACCCACAUACGGUUAUUAAUAAUGUUCAUCAUUUCUGCUGGAACAGCUGUAACAUCAUAUUUCAUUCCCAGCAAUGUUGGAGUGGUUCUUUUCAUGACUGGACUUGGGUUCUUACUGAGUCUUAACCUAAGUGACAUGGGUUUUGUCUUCCAACACAGUGUAACCAGACACAGAGUUGAAACUCAAUCUAAGGCUUUACCCACUGGUUCAGAAAAACAUUUUACUUGGAAGGAAUGCCUCUUCUACGUCAUUAUAUUAGUCUUGGCUCUCUUAGAAAGUGUUUUGUUGCAUCACUUUGCUUGUUGUUCACAGAUUUCCAAAAACAGUCCCCAGGCUAUUGUUGGCUAUAUUUUGACGAUAUUACUUAUAAUUCUGUGGAUACUUAGAGAAAUUCAAAGUGUCUAUAUCUUUGGGAUUUUCCGAAACCCAUUCUACCCAAAGGAUGCACAUACUGUGCCGUUAUUCUUAAAGAAGCAAGCAAGGCUUAUGAAGAUUGGUGUUGUCAGACGGACUUUGCUAAAUCUAGUGUCACCUUUUGCUAUGAUAGCAUUCCUUUCCCUGGACAGUGCCCUACAAGGGCUCCACUCUGCAUCUGUCUCCAUUGGAUUCACGAGAGCUUUCAGAAUGGUGUGGCAGAAUACCGAAAACGCUCUCCUGGAGACGGUCAUCGUGUCAGCGGUGCCCUUGCUGACCACCAGUGUAGACACGUGGUGGAACAGAAGCCUGAACACAGGACUCAGACUCCUACUGGUUGGUAUCAUGCGUGAUCGUCUGAUUCAGUUUAUCUCUAAACUGCAGUUUGCUGUGGCUAUACUUUUGGCAUCAUGGACAGACAAAAAACGUAGAAAAUCAACCACCACUUUAUGUAUACUCAACAUGGUUUUCUCUCCGUUCGUGUUGGUCUUCAUAGUGUUUUCUACACUACUCUCUUCUCCUCUACUCCCCCUCUUCACCCUUCCUCUGUUCUUGGUGGGGUUUCCCCGACCUGUUCAGAGUUGGCCGGGAGUGGUGGGCACCGCAGCCUGCGUGUGUGCAGAUACAGUGUACUACUACCAGAUGAUCCCAAGUUUGACCGCUGCACUGAAGUCUGCAAUGGCAACAGGAAGUUUAGGUCUCCUCUUACCUGGUUCUCAUUACUUGGGCCGUUUUCAGGAUCGUUUAAUAUGGAUAGUGAUUCUAGAACAUGGCUAUACUUAUUGCUAUAUUAACAUUAAGGGGUUAGAAUUGCAAGAGACAUCAUGUCAUACUGCUGAAGCUGGAAGAGUUGAUGAAGUUUUUGAAGGUGCCUUUGCACAAGAAGAAUAUGCAAAAAUAUGUUCCAUUAAUGGACACUUUGGAAAUGUCUUGACACCCUGUACUGUUUUGCCUGUGAAACUCUAUUCUGAUGCCAGGAAUGUCCUCUCUGGCAUAAUAGAUUCUCAUGAUAACUUAAUUGAAUUUAAAGGUGACCUUAUUAAAGUACUUGUGUGGAUACUCAUUCAUUACUGCUCCAGAAGGUCCAGCACACAGGAACAUGUUCACAAAACUGACAAUAAAGAGAAAGCAUCUCUAAUAAUUCUGCCCACUUUGAAUACUUCACCACAAAACAAAUCCCCAGAAGACUCAGUUAGCUUAAAUUCAGAAACUUUAGAUGACUGGUCUGAUGAUGUUUUGGGUGAUGAGCCAACCACCAAAAAAGGAAAUGAAGAAAAAGAUCAAUUAAAAGUUUUGCAAAGUAAAAAUUUGCCUCUCCCAGGAUCAGUAGAAUCACAGGUGGUUGGCAAUCCUUCUAUAGGCAAAGUUCCUGAAAAUAGUCUUUACAAAGCAGUUAUACUGGGAUACCCUGCUAUUGACAAAGGAAAACAAGAAGGUGUGGCCUAUAUUCCACUCAUGGAGUUCAGUUGUUCUCAUUCUCACCUGUUAAGCUUACCUGAAGAGUGGAUGUCUGACUGUUUGCCUAAGUCCAAAAUGAGGGAGAUGAGCUUAUUGUUUCCAGAAGACUGGUACCAGUUUGUGUUAAGGCAGUUGGAAUGUUUUCCUUCAGAAGAAAAUGUCCCAGAUGUGCUGGAAGAAAUUGCAAAUGACAAAGUUUUAAAGGACUUUUAUGUUCAUGUAGUAAUGACUUGUUAUUUUAGUUUGUUUGGAGUAUGCAAUAUAGACCCUACUCCUGCUCAUAUAUUGAGAGUUUACAGUGGUGUUUUGCCUUGGUCUGUUGCCUUUGACUGGCUGACCGAAAAGCCAGAACUGUUCCAGCUAGCACUGAAAGCUUUCAGGUAUACUCUGAAACUGAUGGUUGAUAAAGGAAGUUUAGGUCCAAUAGAAGAUUUUAAAGAGCUAACUAACUACCUUGAAGAAUAUGAAAGUGACUGGUACAUUGGUUCGGUAUCUGAUGAAAAGUGGAAAGAAGCAGUUUUACAAGAAAAGCCAUACUUGUUUUCUCUGGGGUAUGAUCCAAAUAUGGGAGUUUACACUGGGAGAGUACUUACCCUUCAAGAAUUAUUGAUCCAAGUUGGGAAGUUAAAUGCUGAAGCUGUCAGAGGUCAGUGGGCCAAUCUUUCAUGGGAGUUGCUUUACGCCACAAAUGAUGACGAGGAACGCUAUAGUAUACAAGCUCAUCCACUACUUUUAAGAAACCUUACAGUACAAGCAGCUGAUCCUCCCCUGGGAUAUCCAGUUUAUUCUUCAAAACCUCUCCAUAUCCACUUGUAUUAGAGCUCAUUUUGACCUGUGCAUGUGUUGUCAUCAAAUGAGAUGUCUUAUCUUUUCUUUCUCGAAGAGUAAGGAUGAUCUCUCAAACUUCACUGACCUCUGUCUCCUCCCACAAGUCAGAUGCCUGGGGAAAAGCUAAGCUCUAUAAAGCUGACUCUCUCCGAUAUCUUAAUGGCCAAGAAGAAAAAACUAUAUGCCUUACAUGCAAGUUAAAACUAUUGGCCAAUUUUUCUGUCCUGUGGAUUAUGGUAGGCUUUGUUAAAUAUAAAACAUUAUUAUAAAAUUAGAUAAUGAAUUGUAUAAUGCUUUCUUAAAUGUGUGAUAGAUGACUUGCCUUAUAAAGUCAACAACUACGUAAUUUUUACAUACUUAAAAGACACAUUACUGUUUUUAAGUAAUGAUAACAGAUGCUAUCCAAGGUUAUAUAAAGUAUAUUUAUUUAUUUGAAAUACAAUUAAACUUUAUAGUAUUUUCAAACUUUGUGCCAUUUUUAUUUUAACAUUUAGCAUGGUCUGAAUGUUUUUAUAUAAUUGUCUUCUUUUCAUAUACUUCAAUUCAGAAACCUUUAAAAUUUUUAAUAAAAUCUUUUCCAAUAAAACCUUUUUAUUCCAAGUAUCUUUUUCAUAUAUGUGAAAGGAAAGGGAUUUAUCCCAUUCAUCAUUCCUGUGAGUAUCCCAUAAUACUCACAGGAUUAGCAAAGUUAGGGUAAUUUGCAUGUGAUUGCUGGGGGCCAUUCUGUAGACCUGACUCCUUAUGCAUUUCUUUUCAACUGAAUAUACUCCUGAAAAAUGACUUACAGGACUGGCAGUUACUAAUGUCUUAAGGUAUUGAGCUAAAGACAGAAAGAGAUCUUGGGAGAAAAUUUUUC